Molecule: messenger RNA, 807 nt
Organism: Prunus armeniaca (apricot)
Lineage: Eukaryota; Viridiplantae; Streptophyta; Magnoliopsida; Rosales; Rosaceae
Source: the annotation of a GenBank genome assembly
AUGGACAAGCUCCUCAAUCUCAAUUCCAAGCGCCAGAGAGAUCGAAAAUGGGAGGACCUAGACCCAGACUGUUUGGCCAACGUCUUCGUCAAAGUCGGAAUUGAGUCUCUGCUCUUGUUCGUCCCCUUCGUCUGCAAGUCCUGGUACAGAGCGAGCAAGAACCCCGUGUGCUGGGAACGCCUCGUCUUCCCAGACAGCGAAGAAGAAGCUACAGACGAUCCAUGGAGCCUCGACGACAAUGCCGCCAAUCUUCCAUGGACCUACGCCAACCGCAUCGAAAGCCAGUCCUUCGAUUACUUCGUGAGGAGAUUCGCGCGCGAGUUUCAAAUCCACUGGACCCGUUUCUCAAUCCCUAGCUUCAUCAAAAUGGUCAUCAAUCGCAGCGGCGGCAACGCCAAGUUUCUGAAAAUCCCCGGGAUUUGCAGCCACUACGUGAACGCCAUUGAAAAAAUACUGGAACACAUCAGCAAGAACUGUAAGGGCUUCGUUGGGCUGCACGUGGCCUUCGCCGCGAUUGGCACGAGCGAGGCCUCUGCGAUCGUGAAAUUUGUGCCCAAUUUGAAGUACAUGUGCUUCAGGAAGUCGCGCCUGGAGAAGAACGAUCUGGUGAUGUUGCUGAAGGAGUGCAGAGAGCUUGUGCUUCUGGAUGUGAGGGAGUGCGAGGGUUUUGACGAGCGUGAUGAGGAGAUUUUGGAGCUGGCUUCUCAUAUCCCUAAGUUUAGGUGUAAGGGUUCCAAAACGCACGUUUUGAGUGACAAUGAUUUGGAGGUUGCAUAUCGUGAAAUAAUUGAGAUUGACGAUGAGUGA